This is a messenger RNA of Rodentolepis nana, 2556 nucleotides long. The record is from the annotation of a GenBank genome assembly. Lineage: Eukaryota; Metazoa; Platyhelminthes; Cestoda; Cyclophyllidea; Hymenolepididae.
AAGAUGGGCGAUUCCGACGAUGAUUUACGCAGGUCUAGGGAUAAGUUUCAUCGCGAACGUAGUGAUGCUGAUAAUCGGCGAGAAAAACGGGAGCCGUUUGAUGAUCGCGCUGGUUACUAUGGUGCUUCUCGUUCAAGGAAUGAUCGGCGUUCUUCGUUUACUAAUAAUCGGGAUAAGUCUUUUGGCGACCAACCAUCAUCGAAGAGACCUCGCCGUGAACAUAACGACGACAAUCGAACUCCUCUUCGACCUCGAGAUGCAAGGUCGGAUCCAAUGGACGAUGAGUCAAUUUAUCGACCUCCAUUGAAGCCUUUUAAGCGCUUUCUCGAACCGUUAGACGACUUUAUUACUGAUGUGGAAGCCGUAGCUAAAUACAACGAAUAUAAGAAGGGCUUUAAUAAACAGCAUAUUGAGAAAUUCUUCGAGGCCCAUAAAGAUGAGGAAUGGCUUCGAGAAAAGUAUCAUCCUGAUUUUGUUGAUGAAACACUGGAAAUGAUCUCCAAAACUAUUCGUCAUCGACUUGACAUUUUCCUUGAUCUUUUUGACAAGGGUAUGAUAGAUAAUCAACCGGUUGAUUUGGAAAAUGCCAAGAAUUUAAAGAAACUCAUGGAUGCAGUUGUGGUCAAGUUGAAUGGAGGCAACGAUGACGAUUUGAAACAGCUGGAAAAGUUAGAGGAAGCAAAUGGAAAUGUUCAUGGGGGUGCUGCGAAGCGACCUCGAUUGGAUAGUGGUCCACGAAGUGAGGGCGAGGAGUCCGAUUACAAUUCAACUAUGGAAGGUGACUUCUCCUUCCAAGAGUCAUCGAAGUCCAAGGCGAAGUCUAAGACCCCCGAAUAUGCCGAAUGGACUGGAAUUAGUAGUGAUAGCGAGGGGAGUGGUGAUGAAGGUGAGGAAAAAUCGGUCAAAAAGGGUGAAAAUCAGCCAGAAGAGGAAGAAGACUAUGGAGGAGACGCCAAGGAAGAUGGAGAGGAGCAAUCUGGCAUGUUGCAUUUCUUGAAACCUGCUUCCCCUCAGAAAGAUAAUACUGAAGCUUCUGUUGGCAUUGAUUCCCUAACUGACGAGAAACAAAUUGAAUCAGAACAAAAGGAAUUGCAAGGAGAGGCCUCGGUUAAGAAAUGCACCAUCGACUUUCGCAAAAACGCCUCCAUCUUUUUCCCCUUUGUCCCUCCCAACAUAACUCGAAAGGAGUUGGAGGAACUCUGCUCCGCCCAACCCGGUUUUCUGCGUCUCGCAAUCGCUGAUCCAUUGCCAGAGCGUCGUUUUCUUCGUCGUGCUUGGGCCACCUACAACGGGGAAAUGGAUAUUAAGAAAAUUUGCUGGGCCAUCAACACCAAUCCCCUGUUGCGUGAAAAGAGCAAACAGAGUACUGAGGAGGAUUUUUCCGCCACCGUAAAUCGGGAGUUGACUCAACGUAUCCGUGUGGUGAAUGGCAUGCUUACGAGAUAUAAACCCGUCAUGCAGAAUGACUUGCGAAUUGCUUCACGUCUUGUGGCACAGUUGGAUAGCAAGCAUAGUCUGUGGUCGCUACCCGAGGAGGAUGCAAAUGCCGUAACUAAUGCUUGUCCUGUUCCCGGUUUCCCUGGUGUUUUAUCGGCCAAUCCUCUUAUGCGCAACUUGAGUGAAUUUCUGGAGGAGGAGAAACCGGCUUCUAUGGAUAAUAUGAACAAUGAUGUGGAAGGUGAGAAGGCAAAGUCGCACGUUCCCUUGGAAACGGACUAUUGUCUUUUACGGGCACUUGAUCGGCUUAUAAUCUACCUUCGCAUUGUCUACUCCAUCGAUUUCUAUGCGGCUACGCUCUACAGUUUGGAAGACAUGAUGCCUCACCAGUGUGGCAUAUUCCAUGUCCGUGACAGCAUCGAAGGUCGCAACCAAACCAUCUUCCAGUAUGAAGCUAACGAUUAUAUUUCUAACUUCAGUGAGAAGAUGGAGAAGAUGUUGGAUAUGCCGAAAGAUUUGACUGAAUCCGAAAUGGCAGAGCUUGGAGCCCGCGAUCCCGAAAAGGCAGCCGAAGAUUUCAUCGAAGCCAACACCCAAAAGCGUACUAGCAAAAAGAACGCCUCCAAGGUGGUUUGGGUCUGUCCCCUCUCGGACAAGAAAUUCCGUGAACCCAUCUUUGUCCGCAAACACAUUCUCAAUAAAUAUAUGGACAAAGUGGAGGCCGCGAAGAAAGAUAACGCUCUUUUCUUCAACAACUAUCUACGAGAUCCGAAGCGUCCAAGCUUGCCAGAGGCACCAAAACACCUUAUAAACCGAUAUUAUCCUCCUACUGUGCCCACUACGGUAGAUACAUCUGGCGGUCGAGGAAGAAGCUUCUAUCGUAGUGGUGGUUUUCGUGGUGGGUUCAAAUCAAACUCCGGACAAUUUGGAAGACGCCUCAAGUCCAAGAGGAGGUCCGGUAGGAUUCAAAUCUCCACUGAGUGGCCGCAAAAGACCCUAUCCCGACGAACCGUAAGUAGUCCUCGCCUUACCAAUCCUUUCCUCAUUCGUCCAAGAUCUGGUGGUCGCACUGUAGUUUCAUACAAUGAUUUGGACGAUCCGGCGAAUGGGAGCUUCUAG